AUGUUCUUUGCCGUCUGUAGAGGGAAAGUCAGCGAAGGGAUCGACUUUUCUGAUGCAGACUCCAGAGCUGUGUGCAUAGUUGGUAUACCCUACCCACCUCUUAUGGACGUCAGAAUCUGCUUAAAACGGUUAUAUAUCAAUGAAUUAGCAGCGGUUGACAAAAAGGCACAAUCAUCGGAUGAGUGGUACGUUACCGAGGGUUAUCGUGCUGUCAAUCAGGCAAUCGGACGUGUUAUCCGGCAUGUAAACGACUUUGGUAUCGUGGCAUUGUUGGAUGAAAGAUUUGCAAAAAUACGACACGAUUACUUUCCGUCGUGGCUCAGAGGAUCACUCAAAACCUUCGAUGGAGGAAAGGAUUUUUUGGCAGCCACUGGACAGUUUUUCAAAGCAAGAAAUGUUGACGUCAAGGCAUCUAAGAUUGUCCUGUCGCGUGAGAUACCAAACAAGAGCAAGGCCACUGUCAGAAAGCGUGGUAAUGCUGUACCAGCGAAUGUGGCGGUUAAGGAAGAAAGUGUUUUGGAUUAUGAGAUAUACUCGAAGAAACCUUCCUAUACGAUAAAGGCACCCGUCAAGAGAGAGGUGGAGGAAAAACCUGAUAGUCUGCUGUCAUUAUGCGACGAAGUUAAACCCCUGAGCAGUAGCACUGCUCCGGUUACUGAAAACUUUGAUGUUCACACUGUAACGGAUCAAGGGAGCAGCUUCAGUCAGGCUGCCGCUCAGCCAAUUCGGAAGAAGCUCAGAUUAACCCGCGGUCCGAGCAAUGUUGCUCAAUCGUCACGUGCCAGCCAAACAAUCAAAUUGCCACCUGAGUAUGAAGAAGCGAUGUACAUCACUCCUAAACAGUAUUUCUUGAUUUUAACCAAAAUCAAAAAGUGCAACGACGUUGCUGGUGUGAUGAAAGAAUUCGCAAAGGGGACCAAGUCUUUUGGUGAUAUACUGCAAACCCUAGAGGACAAACUUCUUCCAGAACAUCCAGAAGCCUUCCUUGGAGCUUGCUGUAUUAUCGAGAAACCUGAGCAGAAACAGCUACUGGUACAACGUGCUUUAACUCUGAAACUAAGCUUAUGAGCAGGGUCAAGCGUGGUGUCAGGCGCGUGAUCUGAGG
Messenger RNA from Cylicocyclus nassatus, 1105 nucleotides. The record is from the annotation of a GenBank genome assembly. Lineage: Eukaryota; Metazoa; Nematoda; Chromadorea; Rhabditida; Strongylidae.